AUGGCUACUCCCGAAACCUCCCGAGAACCCUGCCCAGAUCGCAUCCUUGAUGACAUCGGUAGCGCCUUCGGCAUGGAGCUAAUGGUAGUUACUUUGAUUAUUGGCUUCCUGUUGAGUUUGUUGUUUCUAGCCCCUCGAUUCAUCAAAUCCGAUCAAACCAAGAAAGUUCAAUCAGAUACUAACAUCAAGACUGUAAAAUCAUACAACAAGGCUGCGGUUUCCUUGCAUAACAAAAGGACAGAUUGCUGGAUCAUCAUCAAAGAGAAGGUAUAUGAUGUUACCCCUUAUGUGGAGGAACAUCCUGGUGGUGAUGCAAUUUUGGCUCAUGCUGGUGAUGACUCAACUGAAGGAUUUUUUGGGCCACAACAUGCAACCCGAGUAUUUGAUAUGAUUGAGGACUUCUACAUUGGGGAGUUAGAGAAGUGAUGAUAUUAAAAUUGUUGAUCAUGCAGAAUGAUAGUAAUCUAUUUUAGCUGAUAGUUUUUUCCUUUAUAUGUAAUCCAUUUGAAGACAUUUAGAUUAAUUUGCAUUAGUGUUGAUCUUCAGGAGAUUGAAAAUUGAAUAACUUGAUUUGAAAAUCAUGUGUUUUUUCA
Lactuca saligna is the source of this 593-nucleotide messenger RNA. The record is from the annotation of a GenBank genome assembly. NCBI's taxonomy places the organism in Eukaryota, Viridiplantae, Streptophyta, Magnoliopsida, Asterales, Asteraceae.